UAGGCAGCAUGGUCUCCGACCCCAGCCCGUUCCAUAACGGAACAAACGUACUAAAAAAAAAAUAGAAUAACAUAUUUGACAGUUUGACAAAGUUUUUUUUACAAGUUUGAAUUUUAUUUAUUUACAAUAUAUUUUUCUCUUUUAUCUUUCUAUUUCAAAUAAUCUAUUUUUACGUUUAUAUUUCUAUUUGAAUAACAUUUUUUUCUUCUUAUCAAUUCUCACAAGUAUUUACGUCUAUAGAAUUGUUACAUCGCAUUAUUUAUUACAACCAGUAAUGUUCCGAAUAAAAUAAAGAACAAUCUCGACUUUUGUUUGUUAUAGACAGUUACAAUGUCUAUUUGAAUUGUGAGAUGUGUAGUGUAAUAUAUCUAUAUACAUUGUGAUUGUAAAAUCUCAAAUCAAAAGUGUUAUCACCACGUUAAAAGAGAUGUAUAGACAGCAAGCACAUUAUCAGUGCUACGUAGCAGAUGGCUUUCACACUGACUGCACAGCGCUCAUACAGAGGUGCCUAUUGUCUGAUAAGCUCAACUACGAGACAUUCUGCCAUAUAUGGAAGGACAUGAAUUUCGAUCGUUUAUAUGAAGGACGCCUGUCUGGUGCUGAAAUUGCUGAACUGUCAGAAGAACUUAUUCACAUAGGCAAACAGUUCAUGCUUGCUGAUAACAGCAAUUUUGAGGAAUCAGUAGCAGGACUGUUUAUAGUAUACGCUCUAUUAAAUCUCCAACCGUACUCCGGUUUCGCGGCGCUUCGAAUCGUCCCUGAGGAUGUUCAAAGCAUAGCUCGACUGGAGAUGGUGGCGAGGAGGGAGAGGAGACUGGACGUGCUGUACAUACUCGGAUCAAUUCUAAUAAAAGGCCCGUGCGAAUACCACGCCGCUGUCCGCCAAUAUGGCAUGGAACCGUCGUAUAAGAAAUACUUACAAGGAUAUUCAGAUGUGGACAGAAUGGAAUUACGUUUCAAGGGAGUGUUCUUCAAGCAGCCGGAGGAACUGGACCUGCUUCGAGACCUCGCAGGCAUCACCAGUCGGUACGUGGAAGCCAAGGAGGCUAUUUUAGGGAGGGGCAAACAACUAGAUCCAAACCUCAACUUCAUAGACAAGAACCUGCCGAGUGAACUGGCCCACUCGCUGAAGAAUGUCAUCGAAGGACUGAGCGAAGAAUUAGAAGAAUCGACAGAGGCAGCAGAAACAGAAAAACCUUCUGAUGCACACCAGAUCAAAGCGCGCGCUAUGAAAAGCACCGUUGGUCAAAUGAAGCACCUUGUAGGAGUCGCGGACAAAGCAAAUAAAACUAGCACAAAAGAAAAAGGCAGUCCUCGAUCCAAAAACUACACUGAAGACACAGACGGUUCAACCGAACUCAGCAGUCCUGUAUCAAGAAAACGAGCAAAUAAAGCCAAGUACAGCCCUAGCCCAAAGAAAUCUAACGUAGACACAGACUCUUCAAAUAAACUCAGGAAACUUAAGAAAUCAGCACGUAGCGUCUCCGCGAAGCGAAAACGACAGAAGUGUAGCAGUACUAGCAGCGAAGAAGAUACGUUACUUUCAAAAUUAGACAAAAGCAAUGAUGAUCUAAACUUGGAGGAAUUUCACCAACAACCUAAAACUGUAGAAAAACCACCGGAACACGAGUUAGAUAUACAAAUAGAUACAAUACCAAUUUUUAUAAGAACAGAUGAUAAUCAAAUAAUUGAGAUAGAAAUAGUAGAUGAACUCGAUCGAGGUAAGAACAUAAAAAGCAGUGUAAAAACUGAAACAGUAACUGUAGCAGAUGAAGGAGAAUGCUCCCAAGUAAAGGAAGCUAUACCAACAUUUCAAGAGUCUACAGUCGGGAACUUAGGGGUCGGAAAGACGAGAGAAAGCUUUAAGAAACCAAAGAGAAAGCAGGUGAAGUAUCAUAUGAAAUCUAAAUUCAAAAGGCUGGGAAUGGUGCCAGCUGCUAAUUUUGAGGAAGACGAGACAAAAGGCAAAGGAAAACGUUCAAAAUAAAAUUGCAUGUUGUCGAAUGAUGUUCUUAUACAUUUAACUGUUAAAUUAUGAGUAUGUGAAUACGUACAGCUGAGAUGGCAAGGUUGAGUUAAAAUUGAAGUGUGCUAUGACGAGAAUAAAUAUCAUAGGCUUGAAAGUAGCACCAGCCAUGAGUAGGGAAGUGUUUAUAAACAUGGAAUAGAAAGGCAGAAACUCGAUGGAUGGUUUGCUCUAAGCAUCUCCGCGUGGAUAUUUUUACGGGUAAUAAUGGAUCGAUAAUCUUACUUGUGAUAUCAGUAUUUAGCAAGAUACCAGUGACUGAGGUUGAAAACAGGUCCUGUCACCUAUAUUAUAUUAAACCGAAAGUUACGGUUUUGACAAAAUCAAUUGUGACUGAUGAGUAAAAGCUAUGAAGAUAUCAACAGAUGAUUUCUGUGAAACAGGGUGGUAUACUGUGCAUUCAUAAACGAGAGCCUGGAAUCGAUUCUUAGUCGGGCCAAUAUGAAAUGAACUUACCUUUAUUGAUGGAGUCUAGUCGGUGUGCACGUUUUCUCAGAUACUGGCAUAAAAAUCUCUUUAAAUAUUACAUCGUAAUGUUAAAUCAUGCCGUGUCUUGCUAUAUACAAGUGCAAAAUUAACGCUAUUUUAUACAUCAACGAUAUAUAUAAAUUAUGUACUCUAGAUUCUCAUGUGGUAGCCAUUUAAAACCUAUGGAUACUCAAUAUUGAGCAUCGUUCCUGAUGGUGGCUAAAUAAAUAAUUAAUAAAACCUCAUUAAUGUCAUUUCAAAUUUAGACCAUUUCUAGUCAAUUUGUUUUUAUCUAAUUUCUUAUAUUCUAUAUCUUCUCGUAAUUAGUGUAAUUAAUUUCCACAUUUUUAAUCUUAUUAAAUUAAUAUAUACGUCUCAGAAAUAAUACGUCGGCCAACACGAUUAUUACUGCUGUAGGGCUUGCAUUAAAAAUUUGUAUUGACUUAGUGCGCCUCUAGCGGACGAUUUUGGAAACUCAGAUUUUCAUACAAACUUUUCGUGAUAAAAAUUAUAGAUGUCGACGUUAAAUUUAAUUUCCAGAAAUAUGAGCGUAAUAAUAUGUUAUGUGCAUGCAAUGUAUGGAUUCUUGUUUAUAUAAUUGUGAGGAAAAAAUAGAAACCAUUUUAUACACCA
This is a messenger RNA of Galleria mellonella (greater wax moth), 3127 nucleotides long. RefSeq names its product snRNA-activating protein complex subunit 1-like. The transcript is spliced from 8 exons. Gene Ontology annotation, cellular component: snRNA-activating protein complex. Gene Ontology annotation, biological process: snRNA transcription by RNA polymerase II; snRNA transcription by RNA polymerase III. Lineage: Eukaryota; Metazoa; Arthropoda; Insecta; Lepidoptera; Pyralidae. Gene Ontology annotation, molecular function: sequence-specific DNA binding. The record is from RefSeq and is a predicted model, not a curated record. Bases 428 to 1987 code for a protein of 519 amino acids.